Sphenostylis stenocarpa is the source of this 1152-nucleotide messenger RNA. NCBI's taxonomy places the organism in Eukaryota, Viridiplantae, Streptophyta, Magnoliopsida, Fabales, Fabaceae. The record is from the annotation of a GenBank genome assembly.
AUGACUGCAGUUGUUGUCGUCCCACUGGGCCUCCUUUUCUUCGCCUCCGGCCUCAUCGUUAACCUCAUUCAGGCACUAUGCUACGUGGUUGUGCGGCCGCUGUCGAAGAAUUUGUACCGGCGGAUGAACCGGGUGGUGGCGGAACUGCUCUGGUUGGAACUCGUGUGGAUUAUUGAUUGGUGGGCUGGUGUUAAGGUCCAAGUAUUCACAGAUAGUGAAACUUUUCGUUUGAUGGGUAAAGAGCAUGCUCUUGUCAUAUCCAAUCACAGAAGUGACAUUGAUUGGCUUGUUGGAUGGGUUUUAGCUCAGCGUUCAGGUUGCCUUGGCAGCACUCUUGCUGUGAUGAAGAAAUCCUCUAAGUUUCUACCGGUUAUUGGUUGGUCAAUGUGGUUUUCUGAAUAUCUUUUCCUGGAGAGAAGUUGGGCCAAGGAUGAAAGCACACUAAAGUCAGGCCUACAGCAACUUAGGGAUUUCCCUCUUCCCUUUUGGUUGGCACUAUUUGUAGAAGGAACUCGCUUUACACAGGCCAAACUAUUGGCUGCUCAGGAGUAUGCCACCUCAGCUGGAUUGCCUAUUCCUAGAAAUGUUUUGAUUCCAAGAACCAAGGGUUUUGUUUCAGCAGUAAACCAUAUGCGGUCAUUUGUUCCUGCCAUUUAUGAUGUAACAUUGGCAAUUCCGAAGAGUUCACCUGCUCCUACAAUGCUAAGACUCUUCAGAGGAAAAUCUUCAGUGGUGCAUGUGCAUAUUAAGCGACAUUUGAUGAAGGAUUUGCCAGCAGAAGAUGAAGCUGUUGCUCAAUGGUGUCGAGAUAUAUUUGUUGCUAAGGAUGCAUUGUUAGACAAACAUAUAGCUGAGGACAAAUUUAGUGAUCAAGAGCUGCAGGAUACCGGUCGACCCAUAAAGUCUCUUGUGGUUGUCAUAUCUUGGGCUUGUGUGGUUGUAACGGGGGCCCUGAAGUUUCUCCAAUGGUCUUCACUACUAUCCUCCUGGAAGGGUGUUGCAUUUUCAGCAAUUGGUUUGGGAGUUGUCACUCUACUCAUGCACGUCUUGAUUCAGUUCUCACAAGCUGAGCGUUCAACCCCUUCCAAGGUUGCCCCUGCGAAGUCCAGGAAUAAGGAAGAGCUAGAGUCUAGGGAUAACAAACAAGACUAG